Nezara viridula (southern green stink bug) is the source of this 130-nucleotide messenger RNA. The record is from the annotation of a GenBank genome assembly. NCBI's taxonomy places the organism in Eukaryota, Metazoa, Arthropoda, Insecta, Hemiptera, Pentatomidae.
CUAUGGUGAAGAAUAAUACAGUGUAUACGAAGCUACGUAAACUUGUCGGGAAAUGAGGUUGUUGACAAAGAGUCACAAACAAAAUGGAGAGACCAUUAAUAAGUAUAGCCAAUCGUGAAUCUAGUUCCAU